Ostertagia ostertagi is the source of this 201-nucleotide messenger RNA. NCBI's taxonomy places the organism in Eukaryota, Metazoa, Nematoda, Chromadorea, Rhabditida, Trichostrongylidae. The record is from the annotation of a GenBank genome assembly.
AUGGAGAAGUACCUGAAGCUGAGGUCCCCUUCUGUAAGACUUACCCAUCAGCAUGUGCAUCGACAAAUGGUGUCAUACCAGUACUCUCCUACUGUCAACGGUAUUACAAGCACUACCCGAAAUUCUGCAGUGGUACAAAAAUCGAAAAAGAUUUGCUGCAGUUCUGCUUUGCUUUUGAGCAAUUCUGCCUGCCUGAGUUGA